UAGACGUGACGUCACUAACCAGAGAAGCCGACAGCGACAACAUCGCAUCAAAAACAGGCAGCUAAGUUGUGCUAGCUAGCCCCCCUAUCUAACAGCAGACAGUUGGCCUGCAGCUGGCUGAUCGUCACUUCAACUUUUGAGAAACAACUUUAACAACACGAGCUGGUGAGCGCGGUGCUGCAGGCCAACUUCCCCCCUCCCCAGAAGUCAUGGCGUGUGGAGCCACUUUGAAGAGGACCAUGGAUUUCGAUCCGCUCAUGAGUCCUACAUCCCCCAAAAGACGAAGAUGCAUCCCCGUGUCCCCGUCAUCCUCAUCCCCUAGGAAAUAUCUCAGCAUGGAGCCUUCGCCAUUCGGGGAGUCUUCAUCAAGACUUAGUGCAGAACAAAUCCUCAACAGCAUCAAACAGGAGUACAAACGCAUUCAAAAGAGAAAGCAUCUAGAUGGAGGCUACCAACAGUCAGAGUGCUGCUAUUCGCCAGAAUCCCCAUCCCAGUCGUCUACUAUGAAUGCUUCCAGCAUGGCAGGAACAUCCUCUGGAGGCGUCUCUCCAUCUAGAAAAGAACAGCCAUUAUUCACCCUCAGACAAGUUGGAAUGAUCUGCGAACGCCUGCUGAAAGAAAGGGAAGAGAAGGUUCGGGAGGAAUACGAGGAGACCAUGACUUCGAAGUUGGCCGAACAAUAUGACACCUUUGUGAAGUUCACACAUGAUCAGUUAAUGCGACGAUUUGGGGAGCAACCUGCAAGCUAUGUUUCCUGAGUGUGGCACAGAAUUUUUGCAAGACGGCCUUCCCACGCUGCAAGCUAUCACGUGAUAUCUCGAGGAAGAGAAGCGAAAAAAACUCAUCAUUGUAAGAGAUUAAGUUUAGCUAGUUUAAAGGAAACUUUUCUUACUGUGCCAUAUAUCUGUCUUUGGGCAAAGGUUUAUAUGAAGCUGUUGUCAGUUGUUACCACUCUGUUGUAAGCAACUAGGUGCUUCCUCAUGUAAAUGGACCCUAUUUCUACCAGUGGCCUACGUUCCUCCAGCUGUACGUGCAUCUACAGUUAUCUCACUUUUGUAUUGAUUCCCAGCAUUCCAGGCUUUGUCACUUGUUUCUGUUUUGUUACAUGUAAAUACAAUAAAGCAGGCAUUGAGUUUUACACAAGGUUGGCAGGUCGGUCUGAAAGAAUGUGGAAGAAACGCAAGUUUAAACAGAAAGAGUAUGUUUGCUGUUUGUUCACUGCUUUUUAAACUGAGCAUAAAGUGGGCUAAUUUGCUCCCACCCCCUCCCACCACCAGUGUUUUAUUUAUUGAGUUUUGUUCUGCUGGUAUCACUUUGAAACCAAUGUACUUAUUAAAAACAAUAAACAUCUUUUAAGAGUUGAAAA
This is a messenger RNA of Maylandia zebra (zebra mbuna), 1366 nucleotides long. Its product is annotated as akirin-2. NCBI's taxonomy places the organism in Eukaryota, Metazoa, Chordata, Actinopteri, Cichliformes, Cichlidae. Gene Ontology annotation, biological process: positive regulation of transcription by RNA polymerase II; positive regulation of innate immune response. The record is from RefSeq and is a predicted model, not a curated record. Gene Ontology annotation, molecular function: transcription coregulator activity. Gene Ontology annotation, cellular component: chromatin; nucleus.